AAAGUGACUUUGGAUGCUUUCAAGAAAGGUAAUUAAUUAAAGACUGAGCAGAUUUUAUAUAUGUGGUGGUAAUUGGUAAGCCAAAAAUUGAAAGAUGGAAACUUCUAUAUUGUAUUUAGGAUUAUUAUUAUUAUUAAUUAGGUGUUAAAAAGAAAGAAGGUUCAUUUUUUUUUAGUUUAAAUAAUUGAUAUUUUUAUUUUUUAAAUUAUUUUUAAAUUUUGUUUUGGAAAAAUAUCAAUUUGUCUAUUUUAUUUUUAAAACAGUUUCAAAACUUUAAAAGUUAACUUGUUUUUUUUUUUAUUUAAUUUUUUUAAGAAGGGAUUUUCCAACUGAGUGCCAGUGGGGCUAAUAUAAUAUGAGCUUAAAAUCAAAUCUUAAUUAUUUAUUAUGAGAGUUGGAAAACUGAUUGAACAUGUCCAUCAUUUUGACUUGUGUGCUACAUCUCUGAAAUUUAUAUAUACACAAGAAAAGUACAAUAUUUUCACUGUUCAAUACCCAUCUCUCUCUCUCUCUCUCUCUCUUUUUUUUUUUUUUUUUUUCCUUUUAAUAUCAAAAGAGACACCAUAAAUAAAGCUAGCAGACUCCCACAUCAUAAGUUUAUGUUAUGUAGAAGAAGAGACACUUACUGGGUAUUGGGUUCUUGCUUUCUUUAUGUAGUUUUUGGAGCAUUUGUUAUCCAAGACAAAGAGAGAUCUUUAAAGAGAAAGAAAGGAAGAUGGGAAGAGCUCCAUGUUGUGACAAGGCGAAUGUGAAGAAAGGACCAUGGUCACCUGAAGAAGACUCUAAGCUUAAAGAUUACAUUGAAAAAUAUGGAACUGGUGGUAAUUGGAUUGCUCUUCCUCAAAAAGCUGGUUUGAGGAGAUGUGGAAAGAGUUGCAGAUUGAGAUGGCUAAACUAUCUGAGGCCCAACAUUAAACAUGGUGAAUUUUCUGAUGAAGAAGACAGAAUUAUCUGCACUCUUUUUGCUAGCAUUGGUAGCAGAUGGUCAAUUAUAGCUGCUCAAUUACCAGGCAGGACUGACAAUGAUAUCAAGAAUUAUUGGAACACAAAGCUCAAGAAGAAGCUUAUGGCUAUGGUUCCUCAAUCUCAAAGAAAACCUUUACCAUUUCCGUCUCAAGCUCCACCAUUAUCAUCUCACUCACUUUUAUCUCUUUACAGAGAUUAUAACACUUCUGGUUCUUUCACUUAUUGCCCGAGUACUACUGCUGCUGCUACUCUCAAACCUUUUAGUGUUAUGGAUCCCAUUUCACCAAUCCCAUCAUCAAAUCUUUUAGGCAAUAAUAAUAACACAAACACUUCUCUUUUUCAAGCGCAAGAUGGAUUGAUGAAUCCCAUGCAAUAUUAUCAUCAAGGAAUAGUAGGGAAAGAUAAUGUGCUGAUGUUUGGAAGUGAAGCAAGUUGCAGUUCUAAUAAUUCUGAUGGGAGCUGUAGUCAGAUCAGUUAUGGAAGAGAGGUUAAACAAGAAGAAAUGGGAUUUCAGAGCUUUAUUUCAAAUGGAUAUGAAGAGAAUCAGAAAUUCAUGCUAAAUUAUUGUAGCAAUGGAGGUGAUCAUCAUCAUCAACAACAUCAGGAUCAAGACAAUCUGAACCAAUGGAGUAGUACUACUACUGCAGAGAAGACAAAUGGAAGUGGGUAUUUUGAAACAGCUACGUUGGAGUAUGAUCUUGAAGAUGUUAAGCAACUGAUUAGCAGUAGUAAUAAUAGCAAUAAUAAUACUAAUAGUAAUGGGUGUAACAAUAAUAUUAACUUCUUCAUUGAUGAAAGCAAGACACAAGACAAGUUCAUGUACUACUAUUAAAAAAGAUUUUAAAUAAUAUAUAUAUAUGCAUUUAUAUUUA
This is a messenger RNA of Ricinus communis (castor bean), 1838 nucleotides long. RefSeq names its product transcription factor RAX2. The record is from RefSeq and is a predicted model, not a curated record. NCBI's taxonomy places the organism in Eukaryota, Viridiplantae, Streptophyta, Magnoliopsida, Malpighiales, Euphorbiaceae. The transcript is spliced from 3 exons. The coding region runs from base 716 to 1798 and encodes 360 amino acids.